Topomyia yanbarensis is the source of this 1617-nucleotide messenger RNA. RefSeq names its product general transcription factor IIE subunit 1 (gene TfIIEalpha). The record is from RefSeq and is a predicted model, not a curated record. The transcript is spliced from 3 exons. Gene Ontology annotation, cellular component: transcription factor TFIIE complex. Gene Ontology annotation, biological process: transcription initiation at RNA polymerase II promoter; transcription open complex formation at RNA polymerase II promoter. NCBI's taxonomy places the organism in Eukaryota, Metazoa, Arthropoda, Insecta, Diptera, Culicidae. The coding region runs from base 301 to 1572 and encodes 423 amino acids.
CAACAGAUCCAUCGGUGGUUAUCAACUGUGCGGCUGUCAAACUUGCUCUCGUUACCGAAGUCGGUUUGUUGGUGUUCACGCGUGGCCGGUGCUUUGAGAGCAGAGAUCUGAUGAGAGAGAAAAAACUGAGAGUCGGGUGAAUGACACUCCAAAUUCAUGAACCAUCGGUUCGGGUGAACUUUUUGUAUUUGGUGUCUUCUGAGAACGCGCAUCACCACGUGCAUCGAUAAGGGAGCAUUCAUUAAUAUCUCCAUUGAACGGAGUUUCGGUUUAUAUGAACAGUGCACCACACAAUUCAGAAUGAGUGAUCAACGUUACGUAACGGAAAUACCUAGUAGUUUAAAACAACUCGCACGUUUCGUAGUGCGUGGUUUCUAUACCAUUGAGGAUGCGCUCGUAGUGGAUAUGCUGGUGCGAAAUCCCUGCAUGAAGGAGGAUGAUAUCUGCGAACUGCUCAAAUUCGAGCGAAAAAUGUUACGGGCUAGAAUUUCUAUUCUGAAAAAUGACAAAUUUCUGCAGGUUCGAUUAAAAAUGGAAACUGGUCCAGACGGUAAAGCACAAAAGGUGAAUUACUAUUUCAUCAAUUAUAAAACCUUUGUGAACGUCGUCAAGUACAAGCUCGAUCAUAUGCGGAAGCGUAUGGAAACCGAGGAACGCGAUGCCACUAGUCGUGCAAGUUUCAAGUGUCCUUCCUGUGAUAAGACUUUUACCGAUCUGGAGGCAGACCAGUUGUUCGAUUUUGCAUCCGGCGAAUUUCGCUGCACAUAUUGUGGCAGUACUGUGGAGGAAGACAGUUCGGCACUACCGAAAAAAGAUUCACGCUUACUGUUGGCCAAGUUCAACGAGCAAUUACAGCCGCUGUACGAUCUGUUGAGACAAGUUGAAGAUAUCAAGCUUGCUCCGGAAAUUCUCGAGCCUGAACCGGUCGAUAUUGACACUAUUAGAGGUAUUGCCAAACCAACCAACAGGAUUUCAAAUGAGCAAUGGUCCGGCGAAGCAACGCGAACCAGUGGAUUCGCUGUGGAAGAAACCCGUGUCGAUGUUACCAUUGGUGAUUCAGACGCAGUGGAAACCACAACACAUCGGAAAGAUCGUCCGGUGUGGAUGACGGAAUCAACUGUUAUUACCAACGAUGUGGAUGAAAAUUCAGUCGAGUCAAUUCUAGAGAAAGCUGCAUUCACCUCCACACAACCCCCCGUGGUCACUAACAGCACUAGUGUUAUUUCUUCCGCACGGAACCGUAAAGAUGCCGACGAUAUCAUGUCGGUAUUGCUACAGCACGAGAAGCAAAGCUCUCACAAUGCAACGAAUGAUGCCAUCAAAGGGCUAGGUCUCAACAACGAGCCAAGCAGUGACAGUAGUGACGAUGAGAAGGAUAUUGACAAUACAGAGAUUCCCACUGUUGAAAUUAUGGACACCGAUUCGGAUGACGAUAUGCCAAUGGUAACGGUGGCGGGACGACCACACCCACUGGAUGAGAUCAAUGACACGCUGAUAGCGGAAAUGACUCCACAGGAGAAAGAAACGUAUAUUCAGGUGUAUCAAGACCAUUUCAGUCAUAUGUAUGACUAGAUGGAACGACGAAAAGUAAGUGACAUUAAAAAGUUGAAUUUAAAA